Molecule: messenger RNA, 825 nt
Organism: Colletotrichum higginsianum IMI 349063
Lineage: Eukaryota; Fungi; Ascomycota; Sordariomycetes; Glomerellales; Glomerellaceae
Product: Carbonic anhydrase
Exons: 2
Coding region: 1-825 (274 amino acids)
Molecular function (GO): zinc ion binding; carbonate dehydratase activity
Source: RefSeq, a predicted model, not a curated record
AUGCUGUCAAAAGCCCUUCUCAACGCCCUGGCGUUGGCAUCCGGUGCCGUUGCCUGCCCUGGCCACGAAAACUACAUCUCUGAGGGCCUUGGAAAACGGGUGGUUGUUUCGGGGCCUGCGCCUCCGCCGACGGACUGGGCCUACGAGGCUUCGUUCAACUGGGGCCGCAUCAACCCAAACUACACAUUGUGCCAGACGGGUACUCAGCAAUCGCCAAUUGCCCUCAGCCUCAACCACGGCCUGUCCCUGAACCACAUUGUCACGUUUGACUACCCGGAGAAGACAAAGGGCAACUUUUACAACUGGAACUUUGGACCAGCAUUUACCGUUUCCCGCCCAGACGGCGUCUGGACAGAGAACCCGUCGGCUAGCUUCGACAAUACGACGGUGUACCUGAAGGGCUGGCAUAUUCACUCGCCAGCCGAUCACUCGGUGAACGGCGAUCGGUCCAAGGCGGAGCUCCAUCUCGUUCAUGUUGACGAGGAAGGUCAUGAGAAGGCCGUGAUGGCCAUCCGUCUUGACCCAGGCAACUCGAACAACACAUUUUUCGAUCAACUGCCGCCGAUGAUUGGGUUCAACCAAACGGGGUCCCAAGAGGAGAUCGAGAUCAACAUCCAACUGGCGCUUGACAGCGUCCUGAGAUUCAACGAGUUCUGGACGUACCAGGGUAGCUUGACGAGCCCCCCUUGCCGCGAAGGCAUCCGGUGGUUUGUGGCACGUCAGGUGUUAUUUACCGGUGUUGAGCAGAUGAGAAACAUCUUGGGCGCAAGCACGUACAGCGCGCGGGCGGAACAGGAGGUCUGGCAACACCGCAUCAACCAGUGA